AAAAAAAAUGUAGACGAAGAGAGAAGAGUUGAGGGAGAGCAAGAAGGGGUUUGGGGUUCUUGGAUGCAAACUGCAAAGCUCAAAAGCGACGUCGUUUAUUACGUCCAACUGAAGCUCCCAUAGCCGGAGUCCCUCUGCUUUCGGCCAACCUCAAAGCAUCGAACAAUGGGAGCUGUCAAAUUGAAUCUUCGUUGUUCUUCGCAACGAGUCGAUGGCGUUGCCGCUGAACCCGAACCUGAUUGGACCUUCGACGAUCUUGUUUCGGAACUCAACGCUUUGGAGACUAAGCUCGCCACUAAUGCUUCUUCUUCCACCCAACGUUCUUCACCUCUCGAUAAAUCAAUAUCGAAGUGUGGGAAAGAAAUCCAGAGAGGUAGGGCUUUCGUGUUGCGUGCCGACGAGUUUGACAUGGAGGACUCAGAGAGCGACGAUGAUGAUCAUGUUGACAGGGCUUUGGUAGUAACUGACAGUGGCAAACGGUUCACCUGUGAUGAACUUUAUCUGAGUGUCAGUGAUGAUGAUUCUGACAUUGCCUCUGGUUUUGAAGUGAGACCCUACUUGAUGGAUGAAUUGGGAGAGGUCGAAGGUGCCUUGUUGGAGUUGACACAUGAACAUCAGCUUAGGGUUAAGGAUGAAAUAAGGAACAAGAUCUCGGCAUUGGAGACAGCUCUGGUGAAUGAAACUCAGAAUUCUACUUCUUCCUUUCUUCGGGUUGAGAAAUAUAAAGAAACAAGGCUGGACUUGGAUAAAAAGUUUGACACUCAAUAUCAGCGUCGGAUUGCAGAAGCACUUGAUAAUCACUUGACAGCUGUUCAACGGGACCGUGAACUUAGAUCACAAAUAGAAGAAAGGAAAAUAAGAAGUGAUGCAGCUUAUGAAGAGGCCAAGAGAAAGGUUGCUUUUGAAAAGCAGCAGCAAGAAAAGGCUAAAGCUGAAGCAGAGGCCAAACUUAGAGCUGAGGAAGCAAAACGAGAAGCUGAGAGCAAAGCAGCAAUGGAGGCCAAGAAACAGGCAGCAAUUGAAGCUGAAAAAAGCGCAGCAGUAGAAGCUGAAAGAAGAGCAGAAAAGGAAGCUACUGAAACUUCCAAAAGAGUUACUUCUGGAGGGACCCAACAAGCUACUGCCCAUCCAACAGGUACUGCAUCAAGCCUAUCCAAUGCUGAAACCAAGGAAUCUGGUAAUUUAUAUCGAGCUGCAGCAAAUGCUUUGAAUUUAGAACAGUGGAGACUGCAGAAACUGAAAGAGCUAUGUGAGGGGAACCAAAUGAUAAGAUCAAGUUAUAAUGAGGAUUGUACCCGCCACGAGGGUCGCAUUUCCCGGAAUAUAAGACAAAUAAGGGGCAUAAGUGACAAUGUUAGGUCAAAAGCAAGUGAACUCACUAAACUUUUGAGUCAUCCUCAAUCUUUUCAAUCAAUCAGCAUUGAGAUAUUUGCUAAAAAGGUUGUUGCAUACUGUGCAAACCCCGCUAAUGUGCCCUUUGCAAGUGCCUAUGUCAUUGUUCUUGUUACAUCUCAGGUCCCACAUGCUAUGGAUAUUUUACUAGCUGAGCUUCACAGGGCUUGCAUAUAUACUGUCCCAAAGCACCUGGUUUACAAGAAGUCUGCCUAUCAAUCAAAAGAGGCAUACUUCAGAAGUAUUGGCUAUCGAGAAGAUGAUGGAAAGAUGGAGAGUACGGAAGAUUAUUUAAAGCGGUUAGAAUCAUACAUGAAGAUGUAUGGUGCACUGGUUCAGACUGAAAUUACAAACUGUCAAAAUUUUCACGGCUUGAAAGAAGGUUGGGCAUGGCUUGCAAGGUUCUUGAAUACACACCCAGCAAAUCAAUACACAGCUGUUUCGCUUAAUGCAUUCUUGCAAAUGGCUGGAUUUGCUCUCUAUAACAGAUAUAAAUCUCAAUUCUUAAAGAUGCUGAACGUCGUCUCUGAGAACUUUUUAGUUGAUCUGAAAUCACAGAAUAUACCAGAAUUGGCGAGGACAGUUACGGAGAUACAGACUUACAUAGACGAUAAGAAGUUCCUUCAAGAGCCAGAAGGAAGAAGCCUGCAGUCUGAUUUGUUAUCAACCAAGAUACUUCAAGAGGCAGACAGAUGGAUACCGAAGCCUAGUUUUAAUAAUUAUUAUUGAAACUUGAAUAAUUUUAUUGCUUAUUUUUUUGGGUAGAAAAAAGUUCAGGGAGAUCGGCGAUUGUUUUCAUUUUAAGGUCUUUCACAAGCCUCACAGUUUACACAAACUAGUUGAGGCAGCUUUCAUUUUACUCCGAGGAGUAUUGGAAACGAUUAUUUACAGUUUAUUUAGACUUAUUUUGAGAUGUAAUACACAUACAGAAAUUCAUACAACAUUUAUAUAACAUCAUUUUUUUUAUCUA
Molecule: messenger RNA, 2362 nt
Organism: Glycine soja
Lineage: Eukaryota; Viridiplantae; Streptophyta; Magnoliopsida; Fabales; Fabaceae
Product: protein GLE1
Exons: 15
Coding region: 166-2121 (651 amino acids)
Biological process (GO): regulation of translational termination; regulation of translational initiation; poly(A)+ mRNA export from nucleus
Cellular component (GO): nuclear pore; nuclear pore cytoplasmic filaments; cytoplasm
Molecular function (GO): phospholipid binding; translation initiation factor binding; inositol hexakisphosphate binding
Source: RefSeq, a predicted model, not a curated record